ACGAUUGCAGUUGUCAAAUUGCGAACGUCGUGAUGUCCCGACCAUGUCGUCAAUAUCGAAAACGCGUGUCCCGCGAUUUCCGGGUACGAGAUAUCCAAAAUUCGACAAAGUGGUCAAAGUUUCAUAAAUGGCCAAUAUAUUGAAAGAAUGGCUAUGUAGGACACUGGGUGCGAUCAUGGAUCUCACGCCGGAGACGUUUGGUCGUUACACGAGAGACGGCACCCUGCUGGCCCAGAUUCUGCAUAGCUACGAUAUAAUCAAUAGCAAUCAAUUAAGUAUCAUUCUUCGUACGCGAGACCCUGCCUUAUCUCGAUUGAACUUGAAGAUCCUGCGUAUCUGGCUGAAACUCAUCAACGUCACACUGAGUGACGAAUGCAUCGAGGAGAUCUCCAAAGUAUCGCUCGCAAGAAUGCCAAAAUGCGAAACUUUAAAAAUUAACCUGAUACGGCCUGAGAAAUGA
Pogonomyrmex barbatus (red harvester ant) is the source of this 460-nucleotide messenger RNA. RefSeq lists its product as uncharacterized. NCBI's taxonomy places the organism in Eukaryota, Metazoa, Arthropoda, Insecta, Hymenoptera, Formicidae. The record is from RefSeq and is a predicted model, not a curated record.